Messenger RNA from Musca domestica (house fly), 2505 nucleotides. Its product is annotated as triple functional domain protein. Gene Ontology annotation, biological process: axon guidance. Gene Ontology annotation, cellular component: cytoplasm. NCBI's taxonomy places the organism in Eukaryota, Metazoa, Arthropoda, Insecta, Diptera, Muscidae. The record is from RefSeq and is a predicted model, not a curated record. The transcript is spliced from 13 exons. Bases 1 to 2370 code for a protein of 789 amino acids. Gene Ontology annotation, molecular function: guanyl-nucleotide exchange factor activity.
AUGUCUAACAAAUUCAAAGUUGCUAUUUCCGCCGAAAUUAAAGAUGGUUUUAAGAAUCAAAACCAAUUGCCAACAAUUUCGUCGGAUCCAAUUGCAUUGCCUUUGAUUGGAAAUAAUUACACACAUCCACCACUGUUUGAAUUUUCUACUAGUAAUGGCGAAGUUAGAAAUUCUACCAGUCAGGAAGUUGACAAUUUGUCGGAUGCUGAUCAAUAUAAUAAACCAUUGACCCCAACAACACCGAAGAAAGAACAAGUUAUAAACCAAGAGCCAGAAAAUGUGAUACUGACGAAUGCAUCGGAUCCAAAAUACAAAAGUACUGGUGAUCAAUUGGAUUUGAAUAAUGGAUUGCAAAAUUCAAUUUAUGGGAAGAACGACGGAAAUGCAACUCAAAAAAGUUUCCUAUUCCCCAUAUCUGUACCAAAGGUACCUGAGGAAGUUCGUAACAAAAGAUUCCUGACGCCGGCUUUCAUUAAAUUUAUGGGCUUAGAUGAUGAGUCGGAAAGUGAAGAGAAAAAAACUGACAACUUGCAAACAAAUAAAGAACUGCAGAGUGCUGAGAAGAAACUCGACAAUUUACCAAAGGAGGAAGAAUCUGAAAGAAAGGAAGUAGAUCUAAUAACGAGUCCAGUCGAUACAGUUUCAGUGAUCGAUACAACUUCAAGUAAAGCCACAGAACAGCAAGCAGAGCAAAUUAUUAAAACGCUACCAACAGAACUAAAAAUUACAAAGAAGGAGAAGGAUCUCCCCGAACAUUUGGAACGGAGGAAGGAAAUUAGGCGAAGGAAAAGGCCCAAAACCAUUGCAAGUUGCCAACCCAGCAGAGAUCAGAUGAGAGCAGAUAAAGAGAAUACAACUGAAUUGGAAGCCAGGAGAAAGGAUUUUGCAAGCAAGCAAAGAGUUUCCUUCGAAGACCAAUCUCAGCCUUAUGGAGAAGAUGACGAUGAUUUUCAGCAGAAUGAUUUCGCAAGUCCUGUAAUGUUUACAAAUAAAAUUUCUUCCCGCAAGGAAGUUCCUAUGGUAGUUAGCAAAAGGGAUUCCAUCAGCGAGUUGCAAACGAAAACUGUAACGGAUGAGUUGUUAUCUGAAGUCGGUAAAAGACCCAAGCGCAGGCAUAUUACCAGACAACAAAGCAGAGAUGAUCAAAGUAUAGGAGCGAAAUAUGUUGAAAGGAAGCAAGACAUUGAUGAUGAUUCAAGCAAAACAAAGUCCCUGGUUAUCAUUAAAAAUGGUACAUAUCAAACUAUGGAUCCGCCUGCCGACAAAUACCAUUCCCUUAAACCUGAGCUAGGGCCCAUUGAGGUAUUACCAUCUGCGGAAUUCUGUGCGAAGGGUAUGGAACACAUACAACCCAUAUUAGAGGAAUUAAUCAAAACCGAGGAGUCCUAUGUCGAAAGUAUCUGGAAAGGUUUGAAAAACUAUGGCAAUGUAUUCGAACAACGUGAUCUUCCCAGAGGAAUGAAGGGUAAAAAAUAUGUCCUCUUUGGAAAUAUUGAACAGAUUGCCGAAUUCCAUAGAGAUAUUUUCCUGCCAAUGCUGUUGAGAAAUCGCAACAAUAUCAAACAAUUAUUUGAUCAGUUUCAACGUUAUAUUGAGGAAGACUAUUUUUAUGCCUACGUCCUGUAUGCCAUGAACAAUCAGAGAUCUCUGGAAUUGUGUAAUGAAAAUAAGAAGUUCUUCAAGACAAUGCAAGCGAAAUGUGAGGAUAAUUUGGGUAUCAAUAGUUUCCUGCUACAACCAAUACAACGUGUUCCAAGGUACUCGCUGAUGCUCAAGGAAUUUAUAAAGAAACUAUUCGAUAAAUAUCCCAUGAAACCCCUCAUCGAUUCGUGUUGCCGUUUGGAUAGACGUUUACAGAUUCUCCUGAAUGCCAUCAACAAAUCGGAGGUUAUCAACGAUGUGGAUUGUAUUAGUGAAACACAUGAGUUCAACAUUUUCUAUCAGGGUAAAUUUCGCGAUGUGGCCGAGUUCAGCUGUCACGAUUUCACACUGAAGCGUAACUAUCGUUCGAAACUUUUCAUCUAUGAAAAAUGCAUUAUCUAUACGGAAGUUAAGCGCAAACAGUUGGUAUUUCGUGGUCGUUAUCCCCGUGAACAUUUGGGCAUGACCAUGCAAAAUAAAUCCUUUACUUUGUACUAUGAUCGCCUGAAGCAACAAGAGUGUGAAUUUGUUGGCGACCCAGCUUUGGUGAGACAAUGGCAGGAUUUAAUACGUGACACCAUCAAUGCCUAUGCGGUGGAGGAGAAGGUCCGCCUACAGGAAUUACACAAUCCAGAGGUGGUGCAUAGGCGGCAAAGACGUGCUGCUAAUCUAUCAUUAUUCCGCGAUUCAAAUCGCUUUAGCACUGAUAGUGGUAUUAGUAAUACUUAAAUGUUACAGAAGGUUUACAUUAGAGGGUUUCUGCUGGAUUAAAAUCCUUUGCGGGGAUGUAUUUGGCAUUCAUGCCAUGUAAUUGGCAAUAUAAGUACAUCGGACUUAAUAAAUCCGGUAAACUGUAAACUUUGU